Polistes dominula (European paper wasp) is the source of this 771-nucleotide messenger RNA. RefSeq lists its product as uncharacterized. Gene Ontology annotation, cellular component: membrane. Gene Ontology annotation, biological process: sensory perception of smell. Gene Ontology annotation, molecular function: odorant binding; olfactory receptor activity. The record is from RefSeq and is a predicted model, not a curated record. Lineage: Eukaryota; Metazoa; Arthropoda; Insecta; Hymenoptera; Vespidae.
AUGUUUUUCUUUGAUGUUAACUGCUUCUUAAUUGUUUUCCCACCAGUUUUAAAUGCUUUUUUAUAUUCUAUUGGUAUAUUGGAAGGUAAUCAAUUAACAUUACCAUUAAUCGAAAAUAAUAUUGAUCACGUUGGGAUGAUGUAUUUUAGCAUGCUUAUUGGCCAAUCAGUAGCAAUAGUAAUGGCAGUAGUAGUUGGCAGUAUUAGUCUUUCAACAUUUUUGAUUCUUGAAUUCUCUGUAUUAAUAAAAUCUUUAAGAGACAAAAUAGAGUGCAUCAUUUAUGUUGUUGGUUCGGUAUUUACGUUGUAUAUCAAUUUUUAUCUUGGACAAACUUUGUUGAAUCAUAGCAAUGCAGUUUUUGAAGAGUUAUGUAACGUGCCGUUUCAUAUGCUAUCUAUACAUUCCCAAAAACUGUUAUUAUUUAUGAUAGCAAGAAGUGGAAAGCCCAGUUUUUUAUCAAUUGGAAACAUGUUUGUCUCAUCUCAUGAAGUUUUUGCUGGGUGUUCUUCACGACAGUCGAAGUGCAACUGACCGAGAUUGCAAUCCUUAAACCCUUCUGCGCAUGUUCUGGGAUAUAGAAAGUAAAAGGUAUUUUUUCCCUUUAUUUAAUUAUGGGAAUGACCAUCUGUUUCAAUACAUGUGAACAGGUAUAUCUCAAUAGAAAACAUUGUACAUAGAGUAGCUAUAAGAUAAGAGGAUAUUAUUUUACCAGUAAUUAUAUUGAAUAAUUUAUAGUACCUCAAUCAUUACACUGAUUGUGUUAACUUUACA